Messenger RNA from Bicyclus anynana (squinting bush brown), 3890 nucleotides. Its product is annotated as N-acetylglucosamine-6-phosphate deacetylase. The record is from RefSeq and is a predicted model, not a curated record. Gene Ontology annotation, molecular function: N-acetylglucosamine-6-phosphate deacetylase activity. Lineage: Eukaryota; Metazoa; Arthropoda; Insecta; Lepidoptera; Nymphalidae. The transcript has 6 exons. Gene Ontology annotation, biological process: N-acetylglucosamine catabolic process. The coding region runs from base 166 to 1377 and encodes 403 amino acids.
GACACAAACAAUCAUUCUAGGCAUGGCAUUUGACGUUUGCGCUGGUUAGAGUACAACGACCGCGAGAAUUUAUUAUUUUAAUUUAUUUACAUUUUGUAUCCAUCCAAAGUUUGUGGUCAGUCGUAAUAAACUUACUAGUUUUAGUGAUUUUAACUACUUACUACAAUGAAGGGAAACUCAUUAAUACGUAUUCACGAGUGUUUCAUUCUGAGGAACGGUAAAAUAAUUAAAGAGGAUCUCUGGAUACGAAAUGGUGUUAUAGUUAACCCUGAACAAGUAUUUUAUUUGGAACAAGUUGAAGCUGACAUUACAAUAAAAGCGUUUGAAAAUUUAAUAAUAGCACCCGGAUUUAUAGAUAUUCAAAUAAAUGGAGGUUGGGGAAUUGACUUCUCUUAUGAUUCUGAAAAUGUGGAAGAAGGUGUAAAAACUGUUGCACAGAAGUUGUUAGCACAUGGAGUGACUUCAUUCUGCCCUACCAUGGUUACAUCAGACAAGGACAAAUAUGCAAAAAUCCUGCCCAAGAUCAAAAAAUCCCAAGGUGGACGAGACGGUGCGACUGUACUGGGUGUGCAUCUGGAAGGGCCAUUUAUAUGUCCAGCAAAGAAAGGUGCCCAUGCUGACCAAUAUAUUAGAAACCCAGACAAAGGUUUAGAAUCGCUUGAGGAGGUGUAUGGAUCUCUAGACAAUGUAAAUAUUGUGACAAUAGCUCCAGAGUUACCCGGCGCCUUGGAUGCGAUAAAAGGGCUGACAAGUAAAGGCAUUAAAGUAGCUCUUGGUCAUUCAUCUGCCAGUCUCGCCCAAGGAGAGGAAGGCGUCAAGAGUGGUGCCAAUUUAAUAACUCAUUUAUUUAAUGCUAUGUUGCCAUUCCAUCAUCGUGACCCUGGUCUGGUAGGCUUAUUAGCAUCGGCUACAGAUAAACAGGUGUAUUAUGGAAUAAUAUCUGAUGGUAUACACACUCACCCAGCCGCACUUCGAAUAGCCUGUAGAACUAAUAAAGAAGGAUUAGUACUCGUCAGCGACGCGUUUGCAGCACAAGGUCUCGCAGAUGGCAGUUACCGCAUUGGCCCCAUGGCGGUGAGCGUGGAGAACGGACGAGCCUACGUCGCUGGUACUAAGACCCUUUGCGGUAGCACCACGGCGCUCGACGAGUGUGUCAGAACCUUUAAGGAAUCUAUCGGUUGCACCUUAGAAUAUGCUCUGGAAGCUGCAUCACUGCACCCAGCCAAGGCUCUAGGCAUCGACCAUAAAAAAGGCAAUUUGAAUUUUGGCUGCGACGCAGACUUUGUUGUCCUAAAUCCUACCACGCUGAAGGUUAUGUCUACAUGGAUAGCGGGAGAGAUGGUUUUUAUAGACGAAGAUAUUUCAAAUAUUGAAUAGCAACGGCGUUACAAAACGCAAGUUUAUUAUGUAUAAUUAAUUGUUUAUUUGCUGUUUACUCUUUACUAUUCAAAACUCUGCAGCAACGCUACACGAAUGCACUAAGAGCCUGCGAUGAUCUCAUAUCAUGGUAAUAAAAAAACUACAGUGCUUUAGGUGUAUUGACGGCCUCCGUGGCGCAGCGGUAUGCGCGGUGGAUUUUCAAGACGGAGGUCCUGGGUUCGAUCCCCGGCUGGGCAGAUUGAGAUUUUCUUAAUUUGUCCAAUUCUGGCUGGUGGGAGGCUUCGGCCGUGGCUAGUUACCACCCUACCGGCAGAGACGUACCGCCAAGCGACUUAGCGUUCCGGUUCGAUGCCGUGUAGAAACCGAAAGGGGUGUGGAUUUUCAUCCUCCUCCUAACAAGUUAGCCCGCUUCCAUCUUAGACUGCAUCAUCAUUUACCAUCAGGUGAGAUUGUAGUCAAGGGCUAACUUGUAAGAAUAAAAAAAGGUGUUUUUACAUACUACUGUAGUAAAACUUCUUUCAAAUAAUAUUUAAAAAACACGCUUUUACGCACUAUACAUUACAAAAUACCCAUAUCAUGGGGGUGCAUUUCAAAUAGGCCGUCCUUCAUCUUGGACGUCCGCCAUAUCGGAUUUAAGUCACGUGACUAUUUUUUUCGUAUUCCUGACAGCAAACCCUUUAAUUUGAUACCCAUAUCAUGGGAGUGCAUUUCAAAUAGGCCGUCCUUCAUCUUGGACGUCCGCCAUAUCGGAUUUAAGUCACGUGACUAUUUUUUUCGUAUUUCUGACAGCAAACCCUUUAAUUUGAUACCCAUAUCAUGGGAGUGCAUUUCAAAUAGGCCGUCCUUCAUCUUGGACGUCCGCCAUAUCGGAUUUAAGUCACGUGACUAUUUUUUUCGUAUUCCUGACAGCAAACCCUUUCAUUUGAUAUCCAUAUCAUAGGGGUGGAUUUCAAACAGCCAGUCCGCCAUCUUGGGGAGGCCGCCAUAUUGCAUUUGUAAUGACGUUUCUUAGCUAAUCGAAGACCGGGCAGUAGGUCAAAUUAAGAUUAGAAGAUUUUCGUACAUACAUAAUUACAAGGGAAGCUAAUAAAAGAGUGUUAAUAUAAAACAAUAAUCCGAGAAACUUGGAAAUUUCGCGUCAUCUCUUGUGUCGGACUUGGUUCAUUUCACAAGCUCCUCUUAGUUGUGUCGUAGUUUAGUAGUGUUACUAAAGAUGGCGCCUGUCAUUUCAUUUUUUUUUAGAGCUUGUUUCAAUAUAGUUGCUGUGAUAGUCACUCAAUAUUAAAUUUAAUUAUGGCAUUUUUAUACAACAUUAGUUAUAAGGAACAACAAUAAGUAUAAGACACUAUGUGACAUUGCAAUACGUAUCCGUAUUAUUAAUCUUUGUGUCGCCGCACACGGGCUACACGCGACAGCCACAAACGCCGCUACAAGAAGCAAGAAGGGGCCACAAAAGUAGCUGAAGCUUGUGGCCGGUGGCCGAUACUUGCGGUCGGUGGUCUGCUACUUUGUUAACCCAUACAUCGUCGUCGUCGUUAUCAACCCUUAUACGGCUCACUGCUGAGCUCGAGUCUCCUCUCAGAAUGAGAGGGGUUAGGCCCCUAGUCCACCACGCUGGCCCAAUGCGGGUUGGCAGACUUCACACACGCAGAGAAUUGAGAAAUUCUCUGAUGUGCAGGUUUCCUCACAAUGUUUUCCUUCACCGUUUGAGACACGUGAUAUUUAAUUUCUUAAAUGCAGUACUAUAAUCAACCCAUACAUGCAGUAUCAUAAUCGCCAGAGUCGGCCACCAGGCCGGUGCGGGCCACAAUAAGCGAGCAGCGACGAUUGUAGAGUGUGGCGGCCACCGACGUCAACCGUGUGCGACGAGUCCAUAUAAAAUGUAUGAAAACUACAGGAAAUAUGCUGGUAGCGGCGUUUUGUGGUUGUGGCCGGUGGCCCGUGUGCGGGAGCCCUAAGACCUAUUCUUAACACUGGAGUUAAUUCCUUCAAUGUAGCACACAAAACUACCUCUAGCCCCCCAUGACCUUACCAGGGAUGCGGGUAAUGAUCCAGUCAAAUUAGUAAGUUUACCUCUGAAUUUGAGAUACCAAAUCCCGAUUGCUAUGGAGGAAUGGGUAUCUCAAAUUCCGAGAUUCUUAUCUAUUUUGACUUUUUUCUUGUUCCAAGAUCAAAUUUACAUUACAACUGAAAAUGCUAAUUUUGAUAUUUUACUGUAUAGGUACUAUUUUACUCUUUACUAUUUGUUUUUCACAAAGUAAACUUAAAAUGCAGAUUUUGAUAUUUUACUGUAUUUUUAUUUAGUUUUUAAAUUUCUCCGGGACUAUUGUCCUGCAAAUGAAACUGUUGAAAUAUGCAUCAAUGUGUAUUCCUAUUACGUUAAAUGUGAUAAUAUAUUCAAUUUAUUAUUUUACAUCAAAUUUAUAUACUUACCACAAUAAUGCACAAAGUGCUUAUAUAUUUAAAAUUAAGUUUAUAUUAUAAAGAAUUAAAAUGAAAUUUUAUUACAA